UGACGCUGGCAGCCAACGUUCCUCCCGUUGUACCAACGUUUAUUUAACCGUAGCUUACUUUGCUAAUCUGUUUACAUGUUACCCGGCCGGCCACGAGUUCAUUGUCUUUAUAUUUAUAUGUUAUAUUUAUAUUAUAUUAUUCUCAUAAUACAGUAAAUACAGUAAUUAGCUCACCACACGCAGAACUGUUCUAUGUCCUCUAUAUUGAGCUGUUUGGCUGCCUUGCUAGAGACUGGUGUCCUGCUGGCGUGUUUAGCCAAAGGGGAAGAGCUACAAUGCUGUGCUGGGGAAAUGCCUCCUACGGACAGCUGGGCUUGGGUGGGAUUGAUGAAGAGAUUGUGGUGGAGCCACGACAGUGUGAAUUCUUCCACGGGAAGCAAGUGUGCGACGUGGGGUGUGGCCACAGGCACACAGCCUUCCUGCUGGAGGAUGGGACGGUGUACACCUGUGGCUGCAAUGACCUCGGACAGCUGGGGCAUGAUAAGUCCAGGAAGAAACCAGAGCAGGUUGUGGCUCUGGAUGCACAGAUCAUAGUGGCGAUGUCGUGUGGAGGGUGCCAUACACUCGCCCUGAACGACAAAGGGCAGGUUUUCUCCUGGGGUCUGGGCUCCGAUGGGCAGCUGGGCCUCAAUAACUUUGAAGAAUGUGUUCGCGUGCCUAGAAACAUCAAGAGUUUGUCAGAUGUACAAAUUGCUCAGGUAGCCUGUGGGUACUGGCACUCUCAUGCACUUUCAAGAGGGGGCCAGGUCUUCUCCUGGGGCCAGAAUCGGUAUGGACAACUUGGUCUAGGAUUAAACGGACAGAGCAUUCCCACACCCCAAAUCAUUCAGUCUCUUCAGGGCAUCCCUUUUGCCCAGAUAUCAGCAGGUGGUGCUCACAGCUUUGCCCUCACUCUCUCAGGAGCGGUGUUCGGUUGGGGACGCAACAAGUUCGGUCAGCUGGGUCUCAAUGACAGCAAUGAUCGGUUGUUCCCAACCCUGCUGAAGUCCCUUAGGUCGCAGAGAGUGAUUUACAUCUCCUGUGGAGAAGAUCACACAGCGGCAUUAACCAAGGAAGGAGGUGUGUUUACAUUCGGAGCCGGAGGAUACGGACAACUUGGACAUAACUCUACAAACCACGAAAUCAAUCCUCGGAAAGUGUUUGAGCUCAUGGGAAAUGUAGUCACGCAGAUAUCAUGUGGAAGGCAGCAUACGAUGGCUUUCACACCCUCCUCUGGAAAGAUGUACUCAUUCGGGCUCGGUGGCAACGGGCAGCUUGGUACUCGCUCCACUUGCAACAGAAAAAGCCCCGCCCCCGUUAAGGGACCCUUCGUAGCUUCCAAUGCUGAAACAGACUCAGAGCAGGGCUGUUGUGUCAAGAGGAUUUAUGCUGGAGGAGACCAGAGCUUUGCUCACUAUCUCACUGCCAAUAAGCUCCAGAACAUGGAUGAUGUGAGGAUACAGGAUCCCAACAGAAAGAUUUGCACCUUAAACGAGGACAUCAUACAAAAAUGGUUGAAUCACUCACCAGGAAGACUCCCACUAGAAGUCUCCAAUGAGAUUGACCUCGUGUUCUCCUCAGCAAGCUGCCUCAAUGGAUCUUUUCUGUCAACGAGUCAUCCAGACCACUACAGUACCAGCAGCAAAUGUUCAGGGGUGGAUAUGAACAUGGCUCGCCUCCUGUAUCACAGAGUGGUUCAACAAGAUCACCCUGAGGUCACUCAGCAGAUUGCUGCCAGUCUGGAGAAGAACCUAAUACCCAGACUAAGCAACUCUCCUCCAGACAUUGAAGCCCUGAGACUCUACCUCACUCUUCCAGAAUGUCCUCUCUUCAGUGACCGAAAUAAUUAUGUAACCAUCGCCAUCCCGUUUGCCAAAUCACUCAUCAGCUUGAAAGAGGCUCCACUGAAGGUGCUAGGAAACUGGUGGUCUACGUUUGAGCCCAGAGUCUUCCAGCGGCUGGUCGAGUUGUACAAGGAAGUGGUGGUGUAUCUCCUUCAGAUGCACAAGGUGGGCAUUCCCUCAGCCGAGCAAAGAAUUUUCACCUGCUUCCUGGACACGUCCCUCCGACUCCUGGAGAUCCUGCACACGGUUAGUGAGAGAGCAGGACACAUCAUUCAGUACGAUAAAUUCUACAUCCAUGAGUUGGAUCACCUGAUAGACAUCAGAAAUGAUUACGUCACAUGGAUUCAGAGGCAGAUGUAUCCGAUGGGUCAUGAUGGUGUGGUGACUCUAUGCAGGUAUCCCUUUGUAUUUGAUGCCCAAGCAAAGACCACACUGCUUCAGACUGAUGCUGUCAUACAGAUGCAGAUGGCAGUGGACCAGGCACAGAUGCAAAACUUCAGCUCCAUGUUCAUGCCAGCAGUGGAAUCUGUCAACCCGUGCCUCAUCCUCAUUGUUCGGAGGGAAAAUAUCGUCGGAGACACCAUGGAAGUCCUCAGGAAGUCCAAGAAUGUUGACUACAAGAAACCACUCAAGGUGAUCUUCGUGGGAGAGGAGGCAGUCGAUGCAGGAGGCGUGAGAAAGGAGUUCUUCCUCCUGAUCAUGAAAGAGCUGCUGGAUCCCAAAUACGGGAUGUUUCGUUACUACGAGGAGUCCAGGCUCAUCUGGUUUUCAAACAAGACGUUUGAGGACAUUGACUUGUUCAACCUCAUCGGGGUCAUCUGUGGUCUGGCCAUCUACAAUCUCACUAUUGUGGAGCUCCACUUCCCUGUGGCCCUUUACAAGAAGCUACUGAAGAGGAAGCCAACGCUUGAUGACCUGAAAGAGCUCAUGCCAGAUGUGGGAAGGAGUCUGCAGCUGUUACUGGACUACGCAGAGGAUGACCUUGAGGAAACCUUCUGCUUGAACUUCACAAUCACAGAGGAAAACUAUGGUGCCACAGAGGUCUUGGAGCUAGUACCUAAUGGCGAAGACAUCAAUGUCAAUAAAUCAAACAGGCAGGACUUUGUCAGUGCAUACGUAGACUACGUUUUCAACACAUCUGUGGCUCCGCUGUUUGAGUGCUUUUAUGCAGGCUUCCACAAGGUGUGCGGUGGAAAAGUCCUUGAGCUGUUCCAGCCAAAUGAACUGCAAGCCAUGGUCAUUGGCAACACUAACUAUGACUGGACGGAGCUCCAAAAGAGUACUGAAUACAAAGGGGAGUACUGGACAGACCAUCCCACCAUCAGGCUCUUCUGGGAGGUGUUCCACAAUCUUCCUUUAGAGAAGAAAAAACAGUUUUUGUUGUUCCUCACAGGAAGUGACCGCAUACCCAUCUUGGGCAUGAAAAGCCUGAAGCUGGUGAUCCAGCCCACCAGUGGAGGGGAGCAUUACUUACCUGUGGCCCACACCUGCUUCAACCUGCUGGAUCUGCCCAAGUACACGACUCUAGAAACACUCCGCGAGAAGCUUCUUCAGGCUAUAGAUCACAAUCAAGGCUUUAAUCUCGCCUGAUAGUACACAGAAAUGCCUCGAACUACAUGUCCGAACUGUUGGUGGCAACCACAUUCCCAAACGUUUAGAAGCCUGCUGUAAGAAUUGAAUGCUGGGUGAGAUAAAAGACUGUGAGUUGGACGUCUAGACUUUCACAUUGAUCUUGACUUUGAUUUCUCAGCUUUUUUUCAUGCUAUCAUAGCAUUUAACGCCCUAUUACAAGUCUAUUCACAUUUGAUAUUGCUCUUGUAGAUAAGCUUUUAUUCAUGUUUGGAUAUGACAAGUAUGAUGAAGCAAACUACUGGUAACACAGGGCAUGCAUACAGCAACAUAAACACCUGUAAAGUGCAAUACAACGCAGUAGCGCCACCUAUCUGAAGCUUAAAAUGUGAUAGAUGUUUCUGUUCAGUCUAUACUGUUGGAAAUUCUUAUUACCAGAUAUAAUCCAAACACUGUGGCCCUUAAAAUGACCAGAUUUAAACCAACACCUCUGACAGGGUUAAGCUCCACUGUGGUAGUAGUUGCUGCAUGGCUGUAUUUUACAGGAGUUAAUGAUGAUGUGUCCAACCUCCGUGUGUUAAAUGUUUGAACGCAGACAAUGUAAACUAACUCUCUUUAUGUUUGACAUCGGUUCUGUUGUAACAUUUGAUUGAGAGCAGUGUGAAUCAUUUACUUUAGAUCCUGAGUGGAUUUUUUCUUGGCUGUAAGCCUUAAACAAUCCACAAAUAAAAACAAAGUACAGCCACUGAAAUAAAUGCGAGUUAUUUUGGGGAUAAAAUA
This is a messenger RNA of Dicentrarchus labrax (European seabass), 4172 nucleotides long. RefSeq names its product HECT and RLD domain containing E3 ubiquitin protein ligase 4 (gene herc4). The record is from RefSeq and is a predicted model, not a curated record. Gene Ontology annotation, molecular function: ubiquitin protein ligase activity. The coding region runs from base 276 to 3413 and encodes 1045 amino acids. NCBI's taxonomy places the organism in Eukaryota, Metazoa, Chordata, Actinopteri, Moronidae. The transcript is spliced from 24 exons. Gene Ontology annotation, cellular component: cytoplasm. Gene Ontology annotation, biological process: ubiquitin-dependent protein catabolic process; protein ubiquitination.